Molecule: messenger RNA, 10895 nt
Organism: Callithrix jacchus (white-tufted-ear marmoset)
Lineage: Eukaryota; Metazoa; Chordata; Mammalia; Primates; Cebidae
Source: RefSeq, a predicted model, not a curated record
AGCGAGGAGCUUGCCUAUCCCCUGCUGUCAGUGAGAGCUUUAACUCAUGGGAUAGUUCUUAUCAGCUUCGGCGUUGCCACAGGAAUAUGAUAAUAGUAGUAGCAAACAGAUGACUGGUGUUUGUCAUGUGCCAGGCAUUUUCAGAAUCUCCCUGUUUAUUAAUUUCAUUUAGUCCUCACAAUAACUUUGUGGCUGUGAGCCACAUUUUGCUGAUGAGGGCACACAGAGAGAUUAGAUAACAUGUCUAAAGCCACUCAGUGAAACACAGUCUGUCUUUGAAUCUAGUAAAUGUAAUCACUGUGAUCUGGCUUGACAGUUCUCUGACCACCAGCCUAACAGGGUUUGAAGAGGAAUUUCUUUCCUUUGCUAUGAUGGUGGAGGCACAUUAUACACCCAUUUUACCUGUCACAGAUUUAGGCCUUCCCACCAUCCUUUCUUCCCCAAUUGGUAUCUUGCCCUCUAUACCCCAGAAAAAGGAAGGUCAUAGUUGAAGAACAAAGAGAAACAAUCUGAAAACUUUGGUUUUUGAGCUUCCAAGAGCUCAGAUCUGAGCGAGUUGUGGAAAGAAUUCUUCAAAGGUACUUUUGACUAUACAUACAUUUAUUGUAUUUCCUGGACUUGAAAUUCUAACCUCCAAAUAAGAUGCUGCUCCUCUUGCUGGGCACAGUGGCUCACGCCUCUAUUCCCAGCACUUUGGGAGGCCAAGGUGGGCGGAUCACUUGAGCUCAGGAGUUCAAGACCAGCCUGGGCAACAUGACAAAACCCAUUCUCAAAAGAAUUUUUAAAAAACUAGCUGGGCAUGGAGGUGUGUGCCUGUAGUCCCAGUUACUCAGGAGACUGAGGUAGGAGGAUUGCUUGAGCCCAAGGAGGUCAAGGCUGUAGUGAGUGGUGAUUGUGUCACUGCACUUUUGCCUGGGCAACAGAGAGAGGGAUAGAGAGAGAUCCUGUCUCAGACACACACAACAAAGCUGUUGCUCCUCUGGAACUUACUUUCGUGGUUAUUCAGCUAAUUUGCUUCUCACAGCUGGCAGCAUUUCUGAAGGCCAUGAAAUUAAACAGUUCCGGACCAGGUGCAGUGGCUCACGCCUGUGAUCCCAGAGUCUUUCUGUUUAUUAUGUCCCUCAGGGCAGAUCACCUGAGGUCAGGAGUUCAAGACAAGCUUGGCUAACAUGGUGAAAUCCGGUUUCUACUACAAAUACAAAAAAUUAGCUGGGCCUGAUGGUACACACCUGUAAUCCCAGCUAUUUGGGAGGCUGAGGCAGGAGAAUCGCUUGAACCCAGGAGGCAGAGGUUGCAGUGAGCCAAGAUCGCUCCAUUUUACUCCAGCUUGGGCAACAAGAAUGAAAGUGCGUCUUGGGGAAAAAAAAAAGUUCUGGAUGCUCUAUUCACAGACUUUAUUGAGAGGGAAAGAAAGGAAUGAUCAUGUAUUCCUAAGUGGACUUUGGUCUUCAGACAAGCGAAUCAUAUACACUUUGUAAUCAGAUAUUUGUGCCUAGAGUCCCACUCUAUCUCACUUUUCUGUUCAGUAAAAAAAAGUUUCUGAAAACAUAAACAAAACUAAAAAACCGCUAACAAAGGCAAACAUUUCUGAAAUUCUGAGAGCUAUGAUGGAUGAGGUGGCUUCUGGCUGUAGAGGUUGUAGAGCAGAGCCAAAACUAUUAGGAGGGGAAAAAAAUGCUGUGCUUUAUAGUUUUUAAGAGUUUCUUUCACAGACAUUAUUAUUUCAUCUGACUUUCCUAACUUUGCAAGAAAGUGUUGGUCUCGGCCGGGCGUGGUGGCUCACACCUGUAAUUCCAGCACUUUGGGAGGCUGAGGCAGGCCGAUCAUGAGGUGAAGAGUUCAAGAACAUCCUGGCCAACAUGGUGAAACCCCAUCUCUACUAAGAAUAUAAAAAUUAGCUGGGCAUGAUGGCACGUGUCUGUAGUCCCAGCUACUCAGGAGGCUGAGGCAGGAGAAUCGCUUGAACCCGGGAAGCAGAGGUUGCAAGUGACCCGCGAUCACGCCAUUGCACUCCAGCCUGGCGACAGAGCGAGACUCUAUCUCAAAACAAAAACAAACAAAAAGAAAGUGAUUGGUCUCAUUUUAUAGAUAGCAAGUGAAGUGAGGCUCAAGAGACAUUGAGUUACUUAUCCACGGUCACAUAGGAAUUGGCAGAACUAGGCCUGGAAUGUAGGUCUUCUGUUAUCUCUAAGUCCAGGGCUGCCCUUUACACGUGACAUCACUGAGGAUGAGAGGCCCAUGUUCCAAUCACAGCAUGCAUCGCAGCUUCCUGGGGGAAAUGAAGCAAAAACAAAACUAAAAAACCUGAUUAUCUAAGUUUCCUUUGGACAACCAAAGAGCCUUCAUGGUUUUCAACUAGCUUCCAGUCUUGGUGUCAGCUGAACUAAGUCAUUUACAAUGCCAUUACUAAAACUGGUGAUACAUAUAGAGGUUAGAGACUGUUCUCAGAUUCCUACAGUUACUCUUUUUUAAGAGGAAAAAUGUUUAAGGUUAUUUAGAGAAUAGAGAUAUAGGAAUCUAUUUAAGGAAUACUAAAUAGAGUAGAAGUUUUGUGCCUUGUGAAAGAAACUUGAAAGGAUCCUUGGCUGGGCACAGUGGCUCACACCUGUUAUCCCAGCACUUUGGGAGGCCAAAGUGGGCAGGAUCAUUUCAGCCCAAGAGUUUGAGACCAGCCUGGGCAACAUAGAUCCUAUCUAUACAAAGGAAAAAAAAAAAUUUUUUUUUUUUUUGAGAUAGUUUCACUGUUGUUACCCGAGAGUGCAAUGGCACGAUCUCGGCUCACCACAACCUCCGCCUCCUGGGUUCAAGCAAUUCUCCUGCCUCGGCCUCCCAAGUAGCUGGGACUACAGGCACGCACCACCAUGCCCAGCUAAUUUUUGUAUUUUUAGUAGAGACGGGGUUUCAUCUUGUUGACCAGGAUGGUCUCGAUCUCUUGACCUCGUGAUCUACCCACCUCGGCCUCCCAAAGUACUGGGAUUAUAGGCGUGAGCCACCGUGCCCGGCCUGGAAAAAAUUUUUUAAUUGGCUGGGCAUGGUGGCAUGCACUUGUAGUCCUAGCCACUUGGGAGGCUGAGGCAUCAGGAUCCCUUGAGCCCAGGAGGUCGAGGCCGCAAUGAGCCCUCAUUAUGCCACUGCACUCCAGCCUGGGCAACAGAGUGAAACCCUGACAUAAAACAAAAUAAAGUUACUUCAGCUGGUUACAGGGGCUCACACCUGUAAUACUAGUACUUUGAGAGGCCAAGGCAGGAGGACUGCUUGAGCCCAGGAGUUCGAUCCCAGACUGGAUAACAUAGCGAGACCAUCUCUACAAAAAAAUUAUUUAAAAAAAUUAGCCAGUUGUAGUGGCAUGCACUGGUAGUCCCAAUUACUUGGGAGGCUGAGGUGUGAGAAUCGCUUCAGCCCAGGAGAUCAAGGCUGUCACAUUCUAUCCUGAGAGACAGAGUGAAACUGUCAAAAAAAAGAGAAAAGAUUCUCUUGGGUUUUUCCCUUUAUUUUCCACCCUGACCUACCUCUCAUAUCUCUACUUCUAGUACUACUAGUGAUCAUGUCUUUAGUUUGAAAGGAAUUCUUGAUUAUGUUGCAGUUUUCUACAUUUCAGAAUCAGGAAAGUAAAGUUUUAAGGAUAGACAUGAAAGGGUUUUUGAAAACCGCUUUUGAAAGCAGAUCACCUCUUCAUUUGGUCUUUUGGUUCUUAGAAAUAUUAUGACAUGGCUAGUUUUAGGCAAGUGAAAAAUUAAAGCUAAAAGAAUGAACCUUGGUAUUAGAUUUUGGGGGCAGUCCAAAAAGGAAAAGAUAGAUUAGUCAUUAGCAAAAAGUUAGUGGGUUCAAGCCGUAGCCCUGGUUCAGCUACAGUUUAGCCCAUUUUCAGUAAGUAGAAGAAAAGUUAGCUGAAAAUUGACUGUGGCUUCUUGCUUUGUCAGUAUUUUUUAAAAUAUAUGGGAUUAUUCCUAAUUGGCCACCUCUGGAAGGGCUACAUCCAUUCUGGGAAGGUUGCCAGACAGUUUUUCUGUCUCCUAAGGUGGUACAGAUUGCCUGUUUAAUCUGAUACUUUAGUGUUUUUCCAAAACCGAAUUGUUAUGUUAACUCACAUUCCCCGGUUAUUAGAAAAGACUACUUUAGACCAGGCAUGGUGGCUCAUACCUAUACUCACAGCACUUUGGGAGGCUGAGGCAGGCAGAUCACCUGAGGCCAGGAGUUCAGGACCAGCCUGGCCAACAUGGUGAAACCCCGUCUCUACUAAAAAAGUAGAAAAAUCAGCUGGGUAUAGUGGUACAUGCCCACUGAGUAAUCCCAGCUAUUCAGGAGGCUGAGGCAAGAGCAUCCCUUGAACACCCAGGAGGCGGAGGUUGUAGUGAGCCGAGAUUGCUGCCAUUGCACUCCAGCCUGGGCAACAAGAGUGAAACUCCAUCUCAAAAAAGAAAGAAAAGACAAAGACUACUUCAGUGGAUUUUAAAGGAUGUACUUUUGGUAUUUUUCCAAUUUGGAAAAAGCUGUCCCAGAGUGACCAAUAAUCAAGAAGUUUGGUUAUUGGCCUGACUGUCUUAAAAAAAAGACAAGUGUAUUCUUACUAAUCUUAUCCUCUGCCUGCCAGCCUGGGCAACAUAGUGAGACCCCCAUCUCUACAAAAAAUAUUUUUUUUAAUUACCUAGUCUUGAUGGUGCACAUGUGUAGUUCCAGCUACUUGGAAGACUGAGGUGAGAGGAUUGCUCGAGCCCAAGAGAUCGAGGCUGCAGUGAGCUAUGAUCACACCACUGCACUCCAGCCUGGGUGACAGUGUGAGACCCUAUCUCUAAAAAAUAAAUAAAAUGUGGGCUGGGCGUGGUGGCUCACGCCUGUAAUCCAAGCACUUUGGAGGCCAAGGUGGGCAGAUCACCUGAGGUCGGGAGUUCAAGACCAGCCUGACCAACAUGGUGAAACCCCAUCUUAAAAAAAUAAAGAAAGAAAGAAAAAUAAAUAAAAUGUUAAAGUAAUGAUAUCAUUUAAUAUUCAAUCUGAGCAUUUCUAGUAGAUUCUGGUGGAAGAAAGGGAUAGCAGUCAUCCAAGAUUAAAGAACAUUCAUGAGAGAGAGAACAGCUUAGAACUGAGAAUUCUCUUUUUCCCCCAUUCAGCUGAUUGUUCAGUUUAACAGGUGGUUCCCUUCCCCAGCACAGGUGGCAGAACCCACGUUCUGCAGAGGCAUAGUUUGUGAAUCAGCACUAGCUGGGGAGAGCUGGAGCUCUCAUUUCAGACAGAUGAAGUGUCUACUUCCAGCCCUGCUGUUACCUAUAAGCUCUAUGGUCUUGGAUGAAGCAAGUUCUUCCCCAUCUUUGAUGUCAUUUCCUAAUUUGUCUUGUUCAGAAGGCUAAGAAAGCAAAGGACAAGUUGUUGAAACGAGAAGGGGAUGAUCGAGCAGAAUCAGGGACCCAAGGAUAUGAGUCUUUCAGCUAUGGAGGGGUUGAUCCUUACAUGUGGGAACCCCAGGAGCUUGGUGCUGUGAGAAGCCAUCUUUCUGAAUUCAAAAAACACCGAGCUGCUAGAAUUGACCACUAUGUUGUGGAAGUCAAUAAAUUAAUAAUCAGGUUAGAGAAGCUCACUGCAUUUGACAGAACAAAUACUGAGUCUGCAAAGAUUAGAGCAAUAGAAAAGUCUGUGGUGCCUUGGGUCAACGACCAGGAUGUCCCUUUCUGUCCAGACUGUGGGAAUAAGUUCAGCAUCCGGAACCGCCGCCACCAUUGUCGCCUCUGUGGGUCUAUUAUGUGCAAGAAGUGUAUGGAGCUCAUCAGCCUUCCCUUGGCAAACAAGCUCACCAGUGCCAGCAAGGAGUCCCUGAGCACCCACACCAGCCCCAGCCAGUCACCCAACAGUGUCCAUGGCUCCCGCCGAGGCAGCAUCAGCAGCAUGAGCAGUGUCAGCUCAGUCCUGGAUGAGAAGGACGAUGACCGGAUUCGCUGCUGUACACACUGCAAGGACACGCUGCUCAAGAGAGAGCAGCAGAUUGAUGAGAAGGAACACACACCUGACAUCGUGAAGCUCUACGAGAAAUUACGACUCUGCAUGGAGAAAGUUGACCAGAAAGCUCCAGAAUACAUCAAGAUGGCAGCAUCAUUAAAUGCUGGGGAGACAACCUACAGUCUGGAACAUGCCAGUGAUCUUCGAGUGGAAGUGCAGAAAGUGUAUGAGCUAAUAGACGCUUUAAGUAAGAAGAUCUUAACCUUAGGCUUGAACCAGGACCCUCCACCACAUCCAAGCAAUUUGCGGCUACAGAGAAUGAUCAGAUACUCAGCAACACUUUUUGUGCAGGAAAAGUUGCUUGGUUUGAUGUCACUGCCAACCAAAGAACAGUUUGAGGAACUGAAAAAGAAAAGGAAGGAGGAAAUGGAGAGGAAGAGGGCCAUGGAGAGACAAGCUGCCCUGGAGUCCCAGCGAAGGCUUGAGGAAAGGCAUAGUGGCCUGGCUUCUCAAGCAGCCAACGGCGAGGUGGCAUCUCUCCGCAGGGGCCCUGCCCCCUUGAGAAAGGCUGAGGGCUGGCUCCCGCUGUCAGGAGGUCAGGGGCAGAGUGAGGACUCAGACCCUCUCCUCCAGCAGAUCCACAACAUCACAUCGUUCAUCAAGCAGGCCAAGGCUGCAGGCCGCAAGGAUGAAGUGCGUACCCUGCAGGAGAACCUGCGGCAGCUGCAGGACGAGUAUGACCAGCAGCAGACAGAGAAGGCCAUCGAGCUGUCCCGGAGGCAGGCUGAGGAAGAGGACCUACAGCGGGAACAGCUGCAAAUGCUUCGUGAACGGGAGUUGGAACGAGAAAGGGAGCAAUUUCGCGUGGCAUCCCUGCACACACGAACUAGGUCCCUGGACUUCCGAGAAAUCGGCCCUUUUCAGCUGGAGCCCAGCAGAGAGCCUCGUACCCACCUUGCUUACGCUUUGGAUCUAGGCUCUUCCUCAAUUCAAAGCAGCAUAGCUCCGAAGACUCCUACACCCAGCUCAGCUCAAGAGCCCAUCAGAGUGUGGUCUGGGCCCUCAGCCCUUGGCCAGGAGCUGUUAACCCAGAGCAGCAUGUCACAGCAAAAUGAGGGGCCCUCCUUAAACCCCUUUGAUGAGGAAGACCUUUCCAGCCCUAUGGAAGAGGGCACCGCUAGUCCUCCUGCUGCAGGGGCUUCCUUCGGCCCUUCAGCCCAUAUCUCGAAAGAGUACAAUCCUUUUGAGGAAGAGGAUGACAAGGAGGAGGCAAUGGCUGGGAAUCCAUUCAUUCACCCAGACAGCCCAGCUCCUAACCCCUUCAACGAGGAAGCCGAACAUCCCCAGCAGAGACACUCAAGCCCUCUGGUUCCUGGCAACCCCUUUGAGGAACCCACCUGUACCAACCCCUUUGAGAUGGACAGUGACAGUGGGCCAGAAGCUGAGGAGCCCAUAGAAGAGGAGCUCCUGCUGCAACAGAUCGAUAACAUCAAGGCAUACAUCUUUGAUGCCAAGCAGUGCGGCCGUCUGGAUGAGGUAGAGGUGCUGACGGAAAACCUGCGGGAGCUGAAGCACACCCUGGCCAAGCAGAAGGGGGGCACUGACUGACCAGCAAUGGGGAGGGCAUCUUUGGGCCCAGGGGUCUGGCAGGAGCCAGUGGAGCAGGAGCAGGGCAGGUGGGAUGGAUGGGGAAGGUGGCAGGGUGAGAACUCAGAUGCACACUGUUGUGCUCUUUGAGGUAUUUCCACUACAGUUGAAUAAUAAAAUAGAAACUAGAACAGGGAGAAUCAGCAUUCAUUUGCUGUUUUUCCUGUUUAUUAUUAUUUUUUUGUAAUCAGGGGUUUACCACUUUUGAAGGGAGUUUACAUUUUUACUACCCAGAUAUAACUAAAUGCAGCUCUGUUGGGCCCCGGGCAGAAAUGGCUGCUAUGCACCUCUUGGGUCCAUUUGUUACUGCUAGUCUUGGGUCCUUAUGCAGUAUUAUAGGGCAGCCUUUUUAGAGCCCCUUCCUUUAGCCAAGACAGAGGAGAUAGAUUCCAUUGAGCUGUAUUCUGCUCAGAUAGAAGUCCAUCCCUAGUAGGCUGUGAGUUCCAUUUCACGUGGGGCUGCCUCUCCCCUGCUUGGUGCUUCCUGUCAAUACAGCAGAAUGGGGAGGUGCUGUUAUAUAAAGGGGAAAGUUUAGAUGCAGGAGAGCCCAGCACCUCUUUUUAAGGCAGGGUGACAGGAAUAUUUCACUAGGGUCUAUUUUCUCAGUUUAAGUCCUUUUUGUCUCUUUCAGGAAGUUAAGUUCCCAGUGUAGGGUUAUCAAUGUGAAUCUGGUCCUGAGCUUUUUAGAAAAUAAGAGUGGUUAACAUUUUUUGUGAGAAGAGUUUCACCACUCUUGUUCUGAUGGAACAAUUCUGUCACUGGAGAAAUCUCCCUCCAGAGCUUGGCAAAAUUACUCUGAUCUGGGCCUGUUUAAAAGGCCUAGUCUCUAAUUUAGGAAUUGGUGAUCUGGAAGCUUUUGUGGAACAUUGCAAGAAGGAGGGAAGUUCCCAGAGUCAGAAGGUAAAAUUAAAAUAAUUUCCAAGGCUAUUUGAUCAGCCGUCUUCCAUUUUGGUUCAUCUUGUCCUGAGCUGGGGCACUGAUGAGAUUUUUUUUUUUUUUUUUGAGACAGUGUCUGUCUUUGUUACCCAGACUGGAGUGCAGUGGCAUAAUCUAAGCUCACUGCAACUUCAGCCUCCUGGGUUCAAGCAAUUGUUGGGCCUCAGCCUCCCAAAUAGCUGGGAUUAUAGGCGUGUGCCACCAUGCCUGGCUAAUUUUUGUAUUUUUUGUAGAGGCAGAGUUUUACCAUGUUGGCCAGGCUGGUCUCAAACUGCUGGACUCAAGUGAUCCGCCACUUUGGCGCCUCCCAAAGUGCUGGAAUACAGGUGUGAGCCACUGUGCCCACCCUAAUGAUGUAUUUUAUUAACAAUAUUAGUAUUAAGAACCUGAAAUGUUUGAAGAAGCACAAUCCAGGAUCAUGCUGGUAGCACCAUAGUACUUAGACUAUUGGCCAAUUAAGGCCAGAAAGGGAAGUUGUUAAUUUAGCUUUGGUGCUUUGGUUUAUAGGAACAUAACCCUUAACUGACAUCUGACAUCAUACCCACAUGUGCUCAGCUCUGGGUAGAGUUUCUGCAGUUACUCAUCUUAACUAAUGAAUAACUAACCACGAGUCACUUUAUGCCCUGUAACUAGCUCUAGGCCAUACUUUCACUGGUUACUGGUGUGAGAACUGAAAUUCAUUGUGUUACAUUCUGGUGAAGACUGCUCUUGGUAAUGGGAAUGUUUGAACUCUUGAUGAAAAAAUAAUCUGUAUUUGUGUUGAUGUUGUUCACAUUUCUUUAGCACAUUUCUUAGUCUUUUGGUUGAAUGAAAAAGUCUUGUAUAGGGGUGUAGGCACAGGGAGUGGGUAGAAGUGUGUGAAGGACCCUUUGCAUUUGGGAUCUGUUCACAAAUAGCCGUAUGAGUGGGUUAACGAAGGUCAGCCGGUCAGCAACCCUGCUGGUUGUUAUGGGUUUUGAGAAGUUGGCAACCAGGCAUCUAAGAUGUUGCCUGGCACAGGCCUCUUUUCUUACCUGAGGCCCAUGACAUUUCUCUGUUAUUCUAGAGGGUUUCCCAGAUGGCUGUUAGGCUCCUCCCUGCUUAGGCUCUCAUUUCUCUGACAAGAGGAUGAAUUGAAAAGCAGGUAGUUCCAGAAGCUAAUUGCUGCUUUCCCUCAUAAUUAUUUUUCUUAUGAGAACAUUUCUCUUUUAAUUAGCUGGUGAUUUUGAUUAAGACUAAUUCACUAAACAUACCCUUUCCCUCAGAUCACCUCAGGUAGCAAUCUGUAAGUAAUAGCAUUGAGAAACACACAAGAAACAUUUUUUUUUUUUUAACUAUUUUUAAAAACCUGGCCAGGCAGUGGCUGACGUCUGUAAUCCCAGCACUUUGGGAGGCCAAGGCGGGUGUAUCACCUAAGGUCAGGAGUUCAAGACCAGCCUGGCCAACAUGGUAAACCCUGUAUCUACUAAAAAUACAAAACUUAGCCAGUCGUAGUGGCAGAUGCCUAUAAUCCCAGCUACUCAGUGGGGCUGAGGCACGAGAAUUGCUUGAACUCGGAAGGUUGCAGUGAGAUGAGAUCGCACCACUGCACUCCAGCCUGGGUGACAAGAGCAAGACGGUCUCAAAAACAACAAAAAACAAAAAACACCAACUCAUUGAAUAUAUUAAACCAAACUAAAAUCAUAUUCUUUUGAUUUGAUAAAGUUUAUCCAUUGUUGUAUUCUUCUAUGAAUUCUUCCAUUUAAUUCUUCCAUGGUUAUAUUUUCCUAUAAAUAUAUACAUCACAGGUUAGAAUUUUGUAACCAUUAGCUAUACCAUCUCACAGAAUUUAUACAGGCACAAAGUUGGAGUUACAGAGAUGGGUUGACAGCAGGGAAAACCUGGCCUAUCUAUUAUAACCACAACUUCGGAUUCUUACCACCUGAAUAUUCACCUUUCCUGUAGUCUUCCAAGGCAAACAACUCCAUCUCAUCACCAAAUGAGCAACAUCUUGUUAUAGCAAUAGCAGAACUCCCUAGACGCAGAUCAUGAGAAAUAUGGAAAAGACGUUGGGAUUCAGGCAUCAGGUGAAGUUGGCUUUUCCCUUUUAUGCCUUGUUUGUAUUUCCCCCUGGAUAAUACUCUAAGGAUACUUACUCAUUGUACUUGCAGCUCAACAUGUCUUUGCUGUUCAUAUACUAAAAUAUACCUCUGAGUCAUUGUGAGCUGUGUGGUAGGUUGGACAUUAGCAUUGUUGGUGAUGGGACUCAAAAGGAAAAGCUGAUCUCUUUACCAGGUCACAGACUAUAGCAGAUUGUGCUUGUUAUCUGACAAUGACUGUCACUUUGAGGGUCAUUGAUUUGCAUGCACUUCUCUGGGGCCUUGUAUUGGAGCCUUUUUUUAAAAUAAAAUAAAAUUUGAGAUAGA